AUGACAUCGUUUCUACUCGAGUUGACCGGGUUGCAAGCAAGCAAUACAACGAGCACAGAGGAGGUGCAUGACUAUGGAAAACAACCUGAAUUGGGGUGGCAAAAUGUGGCGAUCGCUUCUACCUUCAUUCUGAUCAACGGCAUUAUGUCGUUACUGCUUGGUUUAAAGCUUGAAAAGUCAUUAAUCAUUGCAGCCAUUCGAUGUCUUGUACAGCUCACUAUCAUGGGAUUCAUCUUGGAAGACGUGUUUAAAGCCCGCCAUCCUGCAAUCAUUAUGCUGAUGACCUUUGUCCUUAUCUUCCUGGGUGCAUAUGAAACCGUAUACAACAAGUCUAAGCAAACAUUCCCUGGCAUGUUUAUGGCCGUGUUAUUAUCGACAGCAGUAUCAACACUUUUGAUUGGUAUCAUUGGUAGCCGAUUCGCCAUGGAGCAGAACCCCUUUUGGAUUCCAGAGACAUUUAUUCCAACCAUGGGUAUGUUGCUUGGGAACAUGAUGAGUGGUAUGGCCGUUGCUCUUUCUACUUGCCUAUCAAGUGUCAGCACGCGAAAGGAGCAUAUUGAAACCUACCUUGCUUUUGGUGCGAGUCGAUGGGAGGCGGGUCGAUCGAUCGCUGUGGAAGCUGUACGUCUUGCUAUGUUGCCAACCAUCAAUCAAAUGUCAGUCAUUGGUUUGAUUUCGAUCCCUGGUAUGAUGACGGGUCAAAUCCUUGGUGGUGCUCCUGUAAUGUCAGCCGUACGAUAUCAACAAAUCAUCAUGUUCCUUAUCUCGGCUAGUACAGCAUUGGGUGUAUUGACGGCGGUCAUUGCUUGCAUUCGAGUCUUGAUUGAUAAUCGACAUCGACUACGACCUGAACGUGUCAUCAAUAGCAAAUCAAACAUCUUCCGAGAUAUCAAGGACAUCACUGUUGCCUCCUGCAAGUUUUUGGCUCGUAAGCUUUGUGGCUGCUGUCGACGUCGCAAGGAUGAUACAAUCGAUCGUGAUGAUACUGAUCAGCGACAACCAUUACUCAACAACUAA
Lichtheimia ornata is the source of this 1017-nucleotide messenger RNA. RefSeq lists its product as uncharacterized. The transcript is spliced from 6 exons. Bases 1 to 1017 code for a protein of 338 amino acids. Lineage: Eukaryota; Fungi; Mucoromycota; Mucoromycetes; Mucorales; Lichtheimiaceae. The record is from RefSeq and is a predicted model, not a curated record.